Messenger RNA from Paramacrobiotus metropolitanus, 1614 nucleotides. RefSeq lists its product as uncharacterized. The transcript is spliced from 3 exons. The coding region runs from base 201 to 1433 and encodes 410 amino acids. The record is from RefSeq and is a predicted model, not a curated record. NCBI's taxonomy places the organism in Eukaryota, Metazoa, Tardigrada, Eutardigrada, Parachela, Macrobiotidae.
UGCAACAACUACCACGUAAAAAAGUUUGUGAAACUUCUGUUUUUGUAAUUAAUUUUGUUUCCAUUCAAGCGGACUUGUGCUUUCACUAAGUAUUAGUAGUGCGUGAAUGCGGGAGACCCACCAUAGGAUAGGUCAAAUGACUAAACACUAGAUGCUCUGUUGCCGUCCAAUUUUGUCAACUGUAUUCGGUUACCUGCACCAUGGCAUCAUCGACUACAGCGCGUGAUCGUACAGUUAUCCAAGUUAUUCCCGCGAGCGCAGUCCCGGAGCAGGAAGCGCAGGCCGAGGCAUCCCCACCAGUUUCUUGGGUUCCGUCAUGGCUGAAUGGAAGCCCCAUUCGCAGUUCCAUCAAGGACAAAUCCCAUAAAAAGAACAUCUCCGUCGGCUUCGAGAAUCCUUCCGAUGUCAACGAAGGCCGUGCAGUGCGUCGCAAUUUCUCCCUUGGGGCGUCGGAUGCUCCACAGAGACCCCGUCUGUCGCCAUCCGUUUCCAUGCACGACAAACGCACUCGCCAUGAAAGCGUGGUUAUUCCCAUGGAUGGCAGUGGCGAUGCGUCGCAGAAUACUCCCGUGGUACAAGAGCCCCCCGUUCGUGAAGUGAGUCGUCGCAAAGGGAAAGCCGCGCCUCCUGUCCCGUCUGGACGGGGUCCAUCUGUGCGGAGCAAUUUCUCCUAUGAUACGCUGAAGGAGAAAGCGGAUGUGUGGAAGAAGGAGCGGAAUAAGCGGCCCGGACGGAACAUGUUGGCUGAACAGGAGGAGAUCCCGUUCCGGGAUAUUGUGCGCGAUAAAUCCCGCACCUUGUCGGAAUUCCACGCUGCCUCCGGAGAAGAAUCGCAGCGACCGAAGAUCUGUUUUACUAAGGAGGAAAGCGACAAAGUGGAUGCGGAUAUUCUCCGGCUGAUGGAUGCUCUGCAGGAAAAUCGUUAUCCUUUUAAUCGAGACAAACAUCUGCUGUUUAACAAACUGCGAUUAAUAAGGAGAAAACAAAUGGGUCUUUUGUUUGCCCAUAAGGAACUGGAUCAUACGGGCUACUUCAACACUGAUAAAACCGAAUUCGGCUACGACGUUGUUGCCGAAAAACUGGGAAUAAUGCACAAUGUGAUCGACGCGAUAUCGCGGGAUGUUUAUGAACUGCGUGAAUUGCUGUACUAUGAACGCAAAAAUCAGACUCCUCCCAACCGCAGAGGCUCUUCUGACCGGAGAAGUUCUUCCGAGCCGCCUUCCAGAUCGGCUGAAACAAGCUUGUUUCGGCCAGUUCUAGAAAAGAAUUCUUCUCAUGAUCAAAAAACAAGCAGUCAGACUGCUAGACGAAAAAGUUUGAAGGCCCCAGCCGCAAACAACCGACCAUCUGUGCUGUCUCCAACGAGACCGAUUUUAAAACACGCCAAGAGUGAUGAAUCCUUCAAGUCAGCAAAAAGUGAAGAAUCGCCAUAGAUUGAUUACAUGUGCACAUAUAGUAGUCGGGGAACCGUAAUCCAUGUUGUUAUAUUAUAAUUAUGUUAAAUAUUUCGUCUUUCGCGGUUGUGAUAAUUGUAUAUAAUUCUCGUAUUGUAUCAAUAAAUUUAAGCAUUUGCCGGAACGUAAAAUGCAAUUUCGAAAGCCUUUCGUUUUCUCA